AUGUUCACAGUCCUGACACGCCAGCCUUGUGGACGAGCAGGCCUCAAGACCUUCUCCAGAGUCCCAGCCAUCAUUACCUUGGUGGUCUUGCUGGUGAGCCUUAUAGUGCUUCUGACAAUUACAAUCAUCCAGAUUCACCACAGAGAGGUCCUCCUUCCAGGACUGAAGUAUGGAAUCGUGCUGGAUGCUGGGUCUUCCAGAACGACAAUCUACGUGUAUCAGUGGCCAUCGGAGAAGGAGAAUAAUACAGGAGUGGUCAGUGAAACCUUCAAAUGUAGUGUGAAAGGCUCCGGGAUCUCCAGCUAUGGGAGUAGUCCCCAGGAGGCCCCCAAAGCGUUCGAAAAUUGCAUGCAACAAGUAAAGAUGCAGAUUCCAGAGCAACUCCACAAAUCCACUCACCUUUACCUGGGAGCCACAGCUGGGAUGCGCUUGCUCAGGUUGCAAAAUGAAACCGCAGCCAAUGAAGUCCUUGCCAGCAUCGAAAAUUACUUCAACUCCCAGCCCUUUGAUUUUAGAGGUGCUCAAAUCAUUUCUGGGCAAGAUGAAGGGGUCUAUGGAUGGAUUACAGCCAACUAUUUAAUGGGAAAUUUCCUGGAGAAGAGCCUGUGGAAUAUGUGGGUGCAUCCCGAUGGAGCAAAGACCACAGGGGCCCUGGAUUUAGGUGGUGCUUCUACCCAGAUAUCCUUCGCAGUGGGAAAGAACUUGGAGCUGAACGCCAGUGGUAUCAUGCAAGUGUCUCUCUAUGGAUACACAUACAAGCUCUACACACACAGCUUCCAGUGCUAUGGGCGGAAUGAGGCUGAGAAGCAGCUUCAGGCAAUUUUACUUAAGAACGCUUCCACCCAAACCAGCCUCAUCAACCCCUGCUACCCUCGGAAUUACACCACCAACUUCACCAUGGAGAGAAUAUUUAAUAGCCCCUGCACAGAGGACCUGAAGCCCACCAACUACAAACAUGAUGACAUCAUCACUUUCAAAGGCAGUGGGGAUCCUUCACUGUGUAGAGACAUGGUGGCUCAACUAUUUGAUUUCAAGGCUUGCCAAGACCAAGAAAACUGUUCCUUUAAUGGUGUCUAUCAGCCAAAAGUUACGGGGUCAUUUAUGGCUUUUGCAGGAUUCUACUACACAGUCAGUGCUCUCAAUCUUUCGGAUAACUUUCCUCUGGAAACCUUCAACUCUAGCACCUGGAAUUUCUGCUCACAGAACUGGAGUCAGCUUCCAUUGCUGCUCCACAAGUUUAAUGAGAACUAUGCCCGCUCCUACUGCUUCUCUGCCCACUAUAUUUACCACUUGCUUGUGAAUGGAUACAAAUUCACUGAGGACACCUGGCACCACAUACAUUUUAAACAAGAGGUGGAGAACAGCAGCAUAGCCUGGUCUCUAGGCUAUAUGCUCAACCUCACCAAUCAAAUUCCAGCCGAAAGUCCUCUGAUCCACCUGCCCCUGCAGCCACAGGCUUUUUGGGGCAUCCUCAUCUUCUUUAUAGUGAUGGUCUUGAUGAGUCUGUCGUUUCUCGUAUACUUCUGUGCAUCAUCCAGGAAUCGAAGGCACCCCCAGCAUGCUUUUGACAAUGGAGUGGAUUCCGAAUGACCCUGGCAGAAGCAGCUCCUGGAGCUUGAAGGCUGCCCAGACCAACCUGGUGGCACCUGCCAGGACAAGGGAACUAUCAGGAAACAGAACUGAAGUCAAGGCCAGGUGCAUCUUCGAUACUGGUUUAGGCUGUAGCACCAUUUAGAAAGAUCUUCCAAAGUAGCAAAGACUUGUUGCUCCUCCUAAGAACCCACCAACAGUUUACUUAUCUACAGGGUAGCAGUGGAGGGACAGGCCUUUCUAGCAAAAUCAAGCUCUUUAUAUCAAGUGCCCCAGAAGAAAAAUAAGUUGAAGGUCCAAUAGUGUAAUGUUAAGGAAUUGACCCCAAUUGGUCUUUUUCUUCGUUUUGUAUUCCUGCCCAAUAAGUAUUUGGCCGUAUCACAUGUCUCAUUUUAUGGCUUCCUCCCAGUAGACCUUAACUAAAACGACCCUUUCCCAUAAACACAGCGCCUUCUCGGAUUGGUAGACUAUAGUAUCUGGAGGCACAGACUUACCCCCCAACGACUGUGGCAACAGUCAGGCUUCACCAGAAUCAGAAGGCUGAUUCUAAAGGAAAGAGAUACAUGAAAAGUCUCCUGGACAAAGCUAGGACAUUCCCAAAAUGGGAUUCCUACCCGGGCUCUCACAUGAGAUUGCAAUCUAUGUGUGUCUCCUCAUGCUCUCUCCCCUCCACACUGCUGUGUCCUCUGAGCAUUCUUGUACCCCUGGAGGGGGAGUAGGAGGCUGGCACACUUCCAUCUACCUAUCAUUUUAGACCCUUGCUUAGGACAGUCAUCUUGACACUAUUAUCAAGUGAGUCUCCCAGCCUCCCUUCCUCCAGACAGAUUCAAUUUACCACAGAGCACCUUUUCUGGGAUUUGCUGACCAGUUAUUUUGCUGGAUGCAAAAUAGCUAGAGUUCUUGACUCUCGGGACAGAGAGGACAG
Molecule: messenger RNA, 2515 nt
Organism: Suncus etruscus (white-toothed pygmy shrew)
Lineage: Eukaryota; Metazoa; Chordata; Mammalia; Eulipotyphla; Soricidae
Gene: ENTPD3
Product: ectonucleoside triphosphate diphosphohydrolase 3
Exons: 10
Coding region: 1-1590 (529 amino acids)
Biological process (GO): nucleoside diphosphate catabolic process
Cellular component (GO): plasma membrane
Molecular function (GO): UDP phosphatase activity; GDP phosphatase activity
Source: RefSeq, a predicted model, not a curated record